ACCAAGUACACCCGUUCUCUCCACAAUACACAGAGGAAGCCAGAACCCCAAGGCCGUCCAAGUCUUCCUCCCUCUCUCGGCUCGGCUCUGCUCUUCCCGUCUCGUGUCUGUGUGUUUGCGAGAAAUAGAAACCGGCGAGGAUCGAUGGGCCAGAGGUUCAGGUUCUUCUGCUGCGGCUGCGGGGCCAAUGCGGCCGACGGCGACAUAGAGGUCGACGACGAGUCGGAGUGCGGCGGGAGCAAAGGGGGCGAGGAGGUCGGGACGCGGCAGCUGUCGUGGGCGCAGGUGGAGAGGAUGACGGGCGGGUUCACCUCCGCCGUGGUCGGCGAGGGCGGGUUCAGCACCGUCUACCUCGCGCGCCUCUCCGGCGCCCUCGCCGCCGUCAAGGUCCACCGCAGCAGCGAGCGCAUCCACCGCGUCUUCCGCCAGGAGCUCGAGACGCUCCUCCGCAUCCGCCACCCGCACAUCGUCCGCCUCCUCGGCUUCUGCGAGCAGCAAGAUGAGGGCGUGCUGGUGCUGGAGUUCGCGGCGAACGGAAACCUGUACGAGAAGCUCCACGGCGGCGGCAAGGCCGCGGGGGCGAUGCCGUGGUCGCGGCGGGUGUCGGUGGCACUACAGGUGGCGCAGGCGCUCGAGUACCUGAACGAGCGGUGCGAGCCGCAGGUGGUGCACGGCGACGUGAAGGCGUCGAACGUGCUCCUGGACGCGUCCAUGUCCGCCAAGCUCUGCGACUUCGGGUCGGCGCGGAUGGGGUUCUCCGCGGCCGUCCGCCCGCGGUCGUCGGCGCACACCAUGCUCGGCUCCCCGGGCUACGUCGACCCGCACUACAUCCGCUCCGGCGUGGUCACCAAGAAGACGGACGUGUACAGCUUCGGGGUGCUGCUCCUGGAGCUCCUGACCGGCAUAGAGGCCUUCUGCCCCGUGGAGGGCCGGCUGCUGACGGCCGUCCUCGCCCCGCGGCUCAAGGCCGCCUGCGACGCGCGGAUGCUGGUCGACGAGCGGCUCGGGAGCGCGUACGACGCGGGCGAGGCAUCCGCCGUGGCCGCGCUGGCGGCGUCGUGCGUGGGGCAGAACCCCAGCCUCCGCCCGUCCAUGGGCGACGUGGUGCGCACGCUGGAGCAGAGCGCGCAGGGGUCCAUCCUCGCCGCGGGGAGAGGAUCGGACGGCCAGGGGAAGCUGUGAUUCACGAGGACCGUAGGCGUUAGAUCCGGAUUGGCCAGCUGUAACCUGUGAUGAUGGUGUGAGCUGCACACAUGGAGCCUCGGUACAGGCCGAGGGCGAACAAAGCGGUAGUAGUGGGCGAGCAUAUCGAAAAGCCAUCGAAAGAAAAGGCGUGGGGAAAAAGAGUCGAUUUGGAAGAGAAAAAGGGUAGGGUUUGUGCUGAUGGGGAAUUUCGAUGACAUUACAUGCCAAAGUGGCAGUGAUUUGGGUGUGUGUGAGAGAGAGGAAAAAGACUAAAACAAACUGGGGUCGUCCAUUCUGCGAUUCUAAAGAUUUUGGUGAUUGUUUGGUUGGUUUGUAAGAAGUACAUUGAGUGUUCUUGCUGCUGUUCAAAGUUCGUUCGUUUUGUUUGUGGUUCGAGCAAGUCACCGGGCUUCUACCUGUGACGGGUUUGACAGCCUUUCUCUCCGUAAUAUACAAUUGUUGUGCUGCGGUGCGAAUUUA
Molecule: messenger RNA, 1665 nt
Organism: Triticum dicoccoides
Lineage: Eukaryota; Viridiplantae; Streptophyta; Magnoliopsida; Poales; Poaceae
Product: salt tolerance receptor-like cytoplasmic kinase 1
Exons: 2
Coding region: 145-1182 (345 amino acids)
Biological process (GO): protein phosphorylation
Molecular function (GO): ATP binding; protein kinase activity
Source: RefSeq, a predicted model, not a curated record